CAAACAAAGCACAAGGAACAGGUUACUUAACUGGAACAUUAUCAUUUCAUUUACAGUUGGGGACUCGCGUCUGUGAUAAAAAUGAAACCAGAUGGACUGAGCGCUGUGUGGAGCAGACAGGUUGCAUUUCAGAACAGCCAGCCAUCGCUCCGCUCCGCUCCUCUCCUCUCCGCUCCGCAGCGCCCCGCCCCGGCCGUGCCGCUGCACUGCGAGGAACCGCUCUCUCUGAGUGUGUAUGUGUGUGUGUGUGUGUGUGUAUGUGUGUGCGACCGGUGACCGACUGCCGCUGAAGAGACAACACCGCUGUCUGCGCUCAGCCUGACCUGCGACUGGCAAUGGACUACAUGAACAACGCCUCGAACAGCUACAGUUCUGGAGACACCAUGAGCGCCUCCCUAGCCAACAUGACCAUCAACGACCAGCACCACCAGGAGAACGGAGUCCAGAUGGGACACAGAAGCCCUGGAGACGCCAAAAUGAAAGAAAAUGAAGCAGAUCUCCGUGAAAAUGGGGUGAAACCUGUGUCUGAACACUCUCAGCCAGAGAGCUGUGACGACGAGGUGCAACCUGCGGAGGCAUCUGCAGAGACAGGUGGUGUUGAAGUUGUGUCUGAGCUCUCAGAGAUAGAGAGCGCCUCAUGUGAAGACGAGGGGCAGCUUGCAGCAGGAGCAGCAGCUUCAACAGCUCAAGCAAAGAUGGAUAACGGCUCCUCGGAGAAGACUCAAACUGCCAUCAAACCAACCUCUUCCCUUAAAAGACCAUCCGUAGUCACCAAGGGCAACAAAACACACGCUUCCUCCCGAAACGGCCACAGCUCCAUCCCCAUUAAAACCAGCAGCACAGGGCCCAGGCAGCCCGGAGUAAGUACAGGUCUGAAUUCAGCCCAGGGAGCCAAAACUUCUGCAAGAACUCCGGCUCAACCAGCUAGUGUCAAGAAACCUCCCACUCCAAAAAAUGAAAAAGAUGCCAAGAGUGGACAGAGCAGCCCUGGUACUCCCAAAUCCCCCUCUAGCCAAGCAAAGGCAGCAGCUGAGGCCAACAAAGUGAAGAAGGUUGCGGUGGUGCGCUCUACACCCAAAUCCCCUGGCUCGCUGAAGAGCCGCCCACCGGCUCCUCUGGCUGCCGCAGCGCCGAUGCCGGACCUGAAGAACGUCAGAUCCAAGAUCGGCUCCACAGACAACAUCAAACACCAGCCUGGAGGUGGAAAGGUACAAAUCCUUGAACAGAAGGUGGAUUAUAGUAAUGUCCAGUCUAAGUGUGGCUCCAAAGACAAUAUCAAACAUGUACCCGGUGGCGGCAAUGUCCAAAUCCUCGAUAAGAAGUUGGAUUUAACUAACGUCCAAGCUCGCUGUGGCUCUAAAGACAACAUAAAGCACACGCCUGGUGGAGGCAAGGUACAAAUUCUUGAUAAGAAGUUGGACUUAAGCAAUGUGCAGUCCCGGUGUGGCUCCAAAGAUAAUAUAAAACAUGUACCCGGUGGUGGCAAUGUUCAGAUUGUGCACAAAAAGAUCGACUUGAGCAGCGUUACAUCUAAAUGUGGAUCGAAAGCCAACAUUCAUCACAAACCAGGUGGUGGAAAUGUGGAGAUCAAAAAUGAGAAGCUGGAGUUCAAAGUCCAGUCCAAGAUCGGCUCUCUGGACAACAUCGGCCACGUUCCUGGUGGAGGACAGAGAAAGAUUGAGAGCCACAAACUGACCUUCCGCGAGACGGCCAAGGCCCGCACUGACCACGGUGCCGAGAUCGUCUCCUUGGAAGACUCCCCCCACCAGCUCAGCACCGUGUCCUCCUCCGGCAGCAUCAACAUGGCCGACUCCCCGCAACUCUCCACGCUGGCCGACCAGGUGUCCGCCUCUCUGGCCAAACAAGGCUUGUGAAUGCACCCACCUCCACCCUCCACCUUCCACCUCAACAACCACAAAAAAAAAACAAAAACAAAAACACGACCACAUAGAGGAGUUGUGAUGCCUUCCUCCUUAUUUUCACAGGACUUUUUUAGCUACCCAUCACUGUUUAUCCUUCACUAACCUUUGAAACUGCUCUCAAGCCAUUACUAGUAGAGUAAUGAGAAAAAAAAACAGAUUAACAAGUAGGCCAAAAUGUAUUUAAUUACUCUCUGUGGUCUUUGAUCUCUAUGAUUUCUACCUUUUGUAAGUGUCCCUUUUAAGAGUUAAAGCACCCCAGCAGAGCAAAAUUCUCCUUGUGAAUCUGAGGAAUCAUUUUAUCUUUACACAUAUCCUGGUGAAUCUGGUUUUAAGACUUGGUUUCCUGUCACACUGACUGUUAAACCAUUUUAGAAGGUUAUGUUUUCAAUGUCCCCCCUUGAUGGGUGUCUCCUGAUAGUUUUUUUUAAAUAUAUAUGAAUAAAAAUACAGAACUGGAAAGUGGAGGGAAAUGCAGGCUGCUGGGGUCCAGUUUGUGCUAAAGCAGAAGGAACAGUUAACAGGGUAAAAAGGGUGAGGGGGUGCGUGAGGAAAACUGUUAAAAAGAAAAGUAGCAAAUUUCUUGUCAAGGCAGAAAAAAUGCUUUCAGACCUCACUGCUGUCUUUUGCUUCGUGUAGUCCCGACAUGUACCGCACCUCGAGCUACUGUAGGUGACGGGGGUGUAACCUGGAUUUUAAAAAAACAGCUAGAGUAGAAACUUUGGUUUGUGUUGGGCACAGUUUUAUAAUCGUAUUCUGUGGAUAUAUGACAUGUAUUUGAUAUGAAGAAACAUUUGUAUUGUGCCUGCUACUGUCAGUGUUAAUUAAUUUUUUUUUGUUGUUACUGCUCUAUUGUAAAUGCGCUAAAGCCUAAAGCUUCGACGUAUGACGAGGAGGUAAAUUAACCUUAAAAUGUAACUUUCAUGGCCAAAUUAUCAAGAGACAGAACAAGUUCAUCAGCUCAGCUCAGCAUUAAUCACAGUAUUUAAACUCCUGUAUGCACUUAACGGUAGGUAGAAUAAUGUUCAUCGCAGUUAUUCAGAAGUCUUAAAGUGAGGCUACGCAACUUUUGCAAAACAGAGGACACUACUUAAGAGAUAUGCUGCCUUUGAAUGGAAGUCGUCAGCUCAUGGUUAUGGCAUGGAAAGUUGUGUAGUUGUUAUGCUUGGCGUUUAAGUGGUUAGUGCCUCGUAUCCACACAGCUGUUUUCUUUCCAGAAUUUGCCUCUUGUACAUUGAAAAUUUUUUUUGCCAGACUUCAGGACAUAUGCGUAUCUGUGUGUCACAGGAAGUUAGCAUAAAAACAAAUUGCUUGACUUUGAUGACAUAUUUAGCUAGCUGUGCAACUGCAUGCUAACUGGUCAAAACAUAAAAUAUUUCUCAAAAUUGGCGACAAACCUUGCAGACCAACCUCUUCACAAAAUGAGUGUUUAAAUGGACAUUUCUAUGUCUUUAGAGAACUGCAUUUCCUUGCAUUGAACACUAGGGGGUGUACUGAAUUAUGGACUCAAAACAAAACUGUGGAAACUAGGUUUAAGUCAAGAGAAUGCCACUGCAAGGGAGAUUCCGAGCUCUGAGGUCUGAGGUUGAGAGUACCACAAUAGGGCGGCAUACGUAUAGACUUGUGAAGAUGGCAAACAUGACCCCAUUUGAAGGCAGCAAUAAUGCUAAAUGCUAUCACUAAUAUUUAGCAUUUGGUCAAUAUGCUAAGCUGUUUUAACAGGAGCACAAGUGUGGAAGAAAUAGCUUGCUGCUAACGUUAGCUAAAAGUAGCCACUGUGUGUAAGAGGAAGGUUGUGUUACAUCUUCUCUCAAAAGUUACAUAGUCACGCUUUAAGGGGUUGGAAACUAGUAUUUUAAAAUGUACUCCUGCAGGAAUGAGGAUGGAUGGAUGAAUGAUGGUUGGAUGAUUGGGCCAAGUUGAGAUGAGGGAUUUGGAGAGCUGCUGCUAAAAAGUGAGCAGCAAGAGAAACUGUACAGCAUUGAGUUCUAAGCACCUGUACCUGUGCACUGAACAUACAGAAGACAGGAAUCGUCAGGAUGUGACUCAGCUGGUUGCUUUGCUUUCCUGGCAAAGAAACAGCACCACGUGGCCAAAAGUAUGAGGACAGAUGAAUUUUUGGUGAUUGCGAGCAUCUCUAUCCAAAAUCAUGAGCAUUAAUCUGGUGCUAUAACAACGAUGUGUGACACAUUAUUUGAUCUUCAAACAUACCCUGAUAAAUCUGACAUCAUUUAAGGCUUGAUUUCCUGCCACAUUAACUCUUAACCCUUUAGGAGGUUGUUUUUAAUGUCCCCAUUAACCUCCCUGUUUUAUUUAUUCAUGUUUUGAUAUGACUCAGUCUAAUUAGAGGAAAACUCAACAUGAUAUGGUGCAGCUGCUUUCCGGUUAAUCAUCUCUUGACCUCUUUAAAUGAUUUCACGACCCCUAGUGGGGAGUCUCAUCCCUGAUUUUGGGAACCACUGGAUAUAAAAGUACUGCACCCCAGACCAGAAAGGCAUGUUCACAUACUUUUGGCCACAUGGUGUAUUUCAUAUAUAGGAAUAUUAGGGGAGAUUUUGAAGGAGGUCAGGUGGACUAACAUUUACUUUUCUGUGAAGUGUUAUUGUAUUUAAAAGAAACAAAAUGCAACCAGCUGGAGAUUUAUCACCAGUUUCCUGUUUCUCUGAAUUUGUAAUAACAUGUUCCCUUAUUUAAAAUACACUCAGUCCAUGUCCUAAUGUUGAUCAAUAUUCCCAGUUACUUGCAUUUAAUGAGUGAACUUCUUGCAUGCGUCUCAUGUAAGAGAGCGCCAUCUGCUUGUUGCCUCCCCCCUUCACAAAGUGGUCUCUUUGUAUAUCCUGUUUGUAUAUGCGUUCUGAAAUUGGAAGGAUACGGACUUAAAAAAAAAAAAAAAAAAGUGUGUUUGAGUGUGUGGGUGGUGCUAACCUUCACUCACAGGUCGUUAUAACGAGUCAGGACGUCCCACACUUUGCUCCCAGACUGUGUAUGUUUCACGUUACUGCCAACAUAGAUAAAAAACAGUAUUUUAUCUCUAUGGUUGCAAAAAGACGCUAAUUUAAUUUAAAGAACAAACACAUAGGACUUCAUAAGAGUGCGCUUGCAAUGUUAUCUGCAUGCUACAGUAAAUUCUCGGUUCCUAUUUUCCCCUUUGAACCAGUAGACCACUUUUGUCUCGGUGUGCAGGACAGACAUGAGAACGCUGAGGGAUGGGAGUUGAUCCCCAAAGCGUGCGAUAAAAGUUUCUUUGCACUGGAACUGUUUGGAGAAGAGACGUCUCUGCAGAAAGAAAAACUCCCAUCACCCUUUUUAUUUCUUUACUUUUUUCUUUUCUUUCUUUUUUUGGGUUAAUUAAUUCUGACGCUGUACAGUUGUGGAAAUGUGAUUGUUCUCGUUAUUGUGCAUUUUAUCAAUAACUGGUUUAUGAUGAUUCUUGUUGCUGUAUAUGUGUAUUUGAAAAUAAAUGCUAUGAAGUCACA
Messenger RNA from Lates calcarifer (barramundi perch), 5395 nucleotides. RefSeq names its product microtubule-associated protein tau a (gene mapta). Gene Ontology annotation, biological process: neuron projection development; microtubule cytoskeleton organization. The coding region runs from base 336 to 1874 and encodes 512 amino acids. NCBI's taxonomy places the organism in Eukaryota, Metazoa, Chordata, Actinopteri, Centropomidae. The record is from RefSeq and is a predicted model, not a curated record. Gene Ontology annotation, molecular function: microtubule binding. Gene Ontology annotation, cellular component: neuron projection. The transcript is spliced from 17 exons.